AUGAACGACUCCUCUCCAUCCACCUCCAUGGCCACCGCGCAUACACAAGAAACAACCGAAGCAAAGGCCGCCUUCACUGCCUCUCUGACUUCUGUCGGAACAAACUUGGAUGCCGACCUGCGGAUGCGUGCGCAGGCACUUCACGACAACGACAAUGCCAUCAAGAAGCAGGAGGAGAAAUUGAAGAAAACGACCCAAGAUCUCGCGAAGCAGUCAAAGGAAUUGGAGAAACUGGCUGAUAUGGGUAGAAAGGGCCUAAAUGAAGUGGGGGACUUGCAGAAUUGGGCAGAACUCAUUGAACGGGAUUUGCUUAUCACGGAGGAAACGCUGCGGCUUGCGGAGGAGGAGGAUGAGAAGAAUGGGAAGAUGAACCGGAAGGCGGAGAGUAUCGUCACUAUUUACGUCCGUUAUUUGUGA
Messenger RNA from Histoplasma mississippiense, 417 nucleotides. RefSeq lists its product with no specific name. Gene Ontology annotation, cellular component: BLOC-1 complex. The transcript is spliced from 2 exons. The record is from RefSeq and is a predicted model, not a curated record. NCBI's taxonomy places the organism in Eukaryota, Fungi, Ascomycota, Eurotiomycetes, Onygenales, Ajellomycetaceae. Bases 1 to 417 code for a protein of 138 amino acids. Gene Ontology annotation, biological process: endosomal transport.